GAUCGUUGCGUUGAUGCUCUCAUUGCUAUUUAGGAAGCUGAACAAGAAAGACACCAUCCAUCCUACAAUAACAAAACAACAACAACAACUAAACAGUUUUCUUUUGCAAAAAGCAAGUAGCACAAAAACAACAACAACAACAAACCCUAGCGAAAACAGUCAAAAACCAAUUUCGUUCGUUUGUCAAAACAAAGUAAAGCAAUCAAAAGUUAUUUCAAACUAAAACAAAAAAAAAGAACACCGGAAAAAUAAAACAAGAAGCAUAAUUGUGAAAUCCUCUAGAAAUUAAGUGUGGAAAAGUCCAGUUUGAUUCGAGCAGCCGAAUUUCAGUGAUAUUUUUAAAUGAAGUCUGUGCUGAUUACGACACAUAAAAACAUAGAAUAGAGGCAACGGGAUAAGAACAUUUAAACCAGCAAAAUUGUUGUUGGAUCAUCACGAAUAACCAACAAAAUGGAUGAUGAUCAACAGUUUUGUCUGCGGUGGAACAAUCACCAGAGCACAUUGAUCAGUGUAUUUGACACCCUUUUGGAAAAUGGUACAUUGGUUGACUGUACAUUAGCCGCCGAAGGAAAAUUUUUGAAGGCACAUAAGGUGGUCUUAUGUGCGUGCAGUCCAUAUUUUGCGUCACUUCUUUCGCAACAAUAUGACAAACAUCCGAUAUUCAUCCUCAAGGAUGUUAAAUUCCAAGAGCUUCGAGCCAUGAUGGACUACAUGUACCGUGGCGAAGUCAAUAUUUCGCAAGAUCAAUUGGCUGCACUAUUGAAAGCGGCCGAAUCAUUGCAAAUUAAAGGUCUAUCGGAUAAUCGAAGUGGAUCGUCGGCCAAGGGUGUUGACAAUGCACAACAACAGAAACAGCAAGUACCUGUAAGCGGUGGUGCAGCUGGUUCAGCUGCCAAAACGGGUUUGACCAUUGAACAAAACAAUAAAAGACCAAAUGCGGAAUUGCCUGGAGAUCGAGAAGGUUCCACUAGUCCAUUGUCACGCAAACGAAAACGAGUUCGUCGUCGCAGCGUCGAUACAAAUAAUGCGGCCGCAACAAUUGAUAAUCAUGAUCAAAUGUCGAAUUCAUCAUCACAAUCGGCCACACAACAAGCGCAACCGAUUACAAGCACACCGUUAACGCUAUCACAAAUUACCACAGCUACCUCUGCCGCAAAUGUAUUGAACGUUACCAAAAAGACUGACAACAAUUCAAAUGACGACGACGAUGAUGAUGAUGAUGAGGAAGAACCAACAAUCGUUCGGCACAAAACUCGCAACACAGAUGGCUCGAAUAAGGACAAGAUCGAUUCGGAAUUGUUAAUUGAACCAAAAAGCGAAUACGAAGAUGGUAACGAUGAAACCGUCGAAGAUCUAACAAUGGCUGAUGAAGAACUGAUGGAAGACAUGGAACAGGCGGGACCGAGUCACGGUGGCGAAGGUUCUAGUCAAGGUUACACUCAAUGGCAAGUGGAUCGAUCUCAGGAUGAAGUUUAUUUGGCAACACAAGAAGCUGGUCAACAUCGCGAUGCUCAAGCAACAGAGAGUAUGGGCAUAACACAAAUAGCUGGAAUGUCAUGGGCACAGUGGAAUGCAAAUUUGGUGAUGCCAUUGGUGACAAUGCAAGAAGGUCAACAACCGUUAGUAUUCCCAUCGGGUGAUCGAAGUAGUUCGCCCGAUUCCAAUGAAAAUGAUCCAAACGAAGAUGAUUCAUCCGAAAUGCCAACGACACCAGCCCAAACUGUCGCUCAACAGCAAAAAGGACAACAAUCACAACAAACCAAUAAAGAUACCAGCAUCGAUGGUGACAAAUCAAGCGAUGGUGAAUCGAAAAAUGGACAAGGUUUUUCAUGCCCCGAAUGUGGGCGAUUCUAUAAGCUUAAAUCAUCGUUGCGUAACCAUCAAAAAUGGGAAUGUGGCAAAGAGCCACAAUUCUCAUGCCCAUUUUGUGUAUAUAAAGCAAAGCAAAAGAUGCACAUUAAUCGACAUUUGGAACGUAUGCACAAAGAAAAAAUCAAAUUAGAAAUGAGCAAUGGCAUUCAAGUAGUCAAUAUUAAAGACGAUGCACAAAAUUUAAACUCAACUGUUUAAAGAUACAUGAACAUAGACAGACGAAAGUAAAAACAAAAGCAAAAUGGGAAAGAAUUUCUUAUUUUUUUUAAAAUGAUAAUGCCAAAACACAAAUGAUAUAUCAUUCCACCCACAAAUAUACACACACACUCACAAUUUAAUGAUAUUUUUUCCUUUGUCGCGAUCGCGCGCAUUUUGUGAAACAUAUUCACAUUUUUCACGCAAUUAAAGUCAUACCGAUAUAUUAGAUUCGAUUGUGAGGUGAGAAAUAAUGAAAAACAAAAGUUUAAUUGAAGUUGAAUUUUAAAACCGAAAGACAAAUAAGUUCUUUGCAUUUAUAAAACGCAUCAUGAAUUCCCAAUAAGUUGAAAGAAACGACUUCUCGGCUCGCUUGAUUGUGAGCGGGAACUGGUUUCUUUCUUUCGAUUGUUUUGUUUUGAGAAGAUGUUUUUAUUCUCGAAUUCAAUGGGACCAAAAACGACGAGAUAAAACAAAUACAAAACAAUUAUUAAAGACCCAUUGUUUCCUCUUCAAUACGUGUAAAUAAGCAAUUUUCAUAUUUGAUGCACAUAUUUUUUUUUCUAUAUAUUUACAAUUUAUGGAACACAAAAAAAGACACCAAUAAUAAUCAAAGCAAUCGAUGUUUUAUGAAGUCGAUAUAAAUUUCUUAGCGUUUAUAUUUUUUUCAUAGGUAUUUGAUAAUUAUUUUUCAAUUGUUUUUUAGUAAUUAAUGUGAAAUGAAAAUGAAUCGAAAACGCCAUAUCGAAAAGAAACACAUACAUACACCGAUAAAAACACACAAAACAAUAAUAUUGUACCAAUUUAAAAAUCCAAAUGAAUUUUAUCGAAAUUUUUGCUCCACCAUUUUCGUUGUUGAAUUGUUCAAUUAUUAGACAAUAGCUGGUUAUUGAUUAAGCCACCAUUUUCACUAGCAAGUUUUUUACAGUAUUCUACAUAGAGUCAGUGUCAUAUUGAAAUGAAUUAUAUACAGCUCAGCUUGAUAGAAUAGCCUACCGAAUUUUUUUUUUUCUUAUUUGAACGAACAGUCAAAGUGAUUCAGAGAGAACGAAGAAAUUCCAUAUUGAAAAUGAAACGAACGGGAAACAAAUGUGUUUGCCAUUCAUUUGAAUUAUAUUUUUCGUUCAUUCUCAAUAAGAGAGAUGAUAAUUUAUUUCCUUAAGAGACCAAAAUUUACCUCAUUACUACAUUUAUAAUUAUUCUUACGAUAUUUUUCAAGCUUGAUGGUUCAAUGUCAUCAAAUCGUCGCUUGAUUGAAACAAAUGAAAUAUUUAAAAAAAAAUCGCGACUCGAUGCGUCAAAUACAGGAGUCACAUUUUCAAUUUUUUUUUUUAAGUGUUGGAUCAUUUGAUUUUCUCUAUUGAAAAAUAUUAUAUGCAUGGUGGCAUAACAUUUUUUUCUAUUUUCGAGAGAUGUCAAAACCAUAUGUGUAGAACAAGAUGAUGAAAAGUUUCCCAACAAAUUAUAUAAAUCGCCACCACAUAAAUCGAGACGCAUCAAAAGGAAUGAUCCUUGUUGGAGAAAUCGAUAUUAAUAUUAUUACAUUCUUUUAAUAUAUAUGUAUAUGUAUUUUAAUCUAAAACAAAAUAUAAUCUAUUGCAUUCCCAAUUGAUUAAAUAACUCGCGCUCACACAUGAAAGUAAAACAGACAGAUUUUGCAUAUAAAAAAUUUCGCUGAGAGAAGAAAAAAAAUAUUCAGAUUCGGUAGAAAAUGUGCCUUUGAAAAGUAUGUUCACUUUUCGAUAGAAAACGGAAUGAAAGUAGAGUAAAAACCAUAUAAAGAGUGUGUUUCAAAAUCAAUUAAUUGAAGCAUUCGAUUCACCAAGAAGCGAUAUAAACAAAGUCAAUGAUCGUGCAGGCGCGCAAGAAUAUUAAUACAAAAGACACCCACACACACAGAUACAUGAAUGAAACCACAUACAUUCCAGUUAACCAUAUGAAAUAUGAGUUUUCACAAAAGAUUUGUUUUUUGUUUGUUAUAUAUGUGUAUAUGUAGAAGAGAAGAGAGAGAAAGAGUACAGAAAAACAAAUGAGACGCAACUCUCAUUUGGGCCGAACAAAAUCGAUCACGAUUCGUUUUGCCUAUUUUCUAUAAAUGUUUAUUGUUAAAAAUGAAAAUUUUUUGAAUCGUUUUCAAUCAAAGAAAAAAAAAUAAUAAGAAAAACCAUAUAAUCAGAGAAUACUCAAUGAAUUAAUAAAAAAAAAAAAACAAUUUAUAUGCAAACCGCGAUGAAUACAUUGUAAACAAUUGACAUUUAAAGGACAUUUGAAUUUACGGUAUAUUAAUUACAAAAAACAAGAUAUUUUUUGAAAGGCCACGCCUCAUUCCAGCCGAUGAAAUACCAUUUUAUUUUCUCUAAUUUUUUUUUGAAACAGCUGCGCUAACGCAAAAUAAACAAAAGUUAUUUAAUACCGAGAUAUACGUUCCAUUCAUACAGGAUUUGAAUCAAAUGUCCAUUUAGAGAAGAAAAUUCAAUCGUUUUUGUUUUUGUAAUUGAUCGCUCAUAGUGAUAUAUCUCUUGAGAAAAGAAGAGAAAAAGAGUAAAUCGUAUUCAUUCAUUCCAAUUUACUGACACAGUAAUUGUAUUAUUAUAAACGCAGAAAAAAAAACGAAAGGAUUAUGUUAAAAUGUACAAUGUAUCGCGAAAGUCAGUCUCACUCAAACAUUUCAAGUCGAUUUGUAUUGUUUUCUUUUUUCCUUCUAUUUUUUUAUUUCUUUCAAUUUAUUAUUGAUUUAUGUUUAAACACGUACAUUUUUUUUGCUCUAUGUACUACUUUGUAAUUACAAUUGUGCAUUCGCAUUUCCAUUAAUUUCAUCUCCUGUUUUCUAUUUUAUAGAUUAACAGCCAUAAUCCCAAGAAAACAAAACAAAAAUCGUUUAUUUUUUUAGGAGGUGGAAAAUGAUGAAUGUUGCACAAACAAAUGUUUAUUAGUUUGCAAAAAAAAAUUGAAGAAAAAAAAAACUUUUACAAAAAAAAUUAUUAUAAAAUUAUAAAGAGAUAUUCCAUUAGUUAUGUAAGCUAUAGAAUGAUGAACAAUUAUGAACAGCACACGUUUUUAUCAACAAAUCUUUAGAUCAGUAACUGAAACGAGCGAUUUAACCAUGAAAAGGAUGCAUUUUUUUUAUUCAGAAUGUUGAUCAUAUCAUAGGUUUCGGUAAAAAAAAGUCGCAAACGAAAAAAAAAAUCAAUAAUUUACAAUGAGCUUUGCGCUAACACUUUGUGGUGCACGAUGCAUUCCACAUGCAUGAUACAGUAUAAGCCAAUGAUAAUGGGUGCUCUUCACCAUCAUUCCAUUUAUAUAAAAAAAAA
Molecule: messenger RNA, 5378 nt
Organism: Contarinia nasturtii (swede midge)
Lineage: Eukaryota; Metazoa; Arthropoda; Insecta; Diptera; Cecidomyiidae
Product: longitudinals lacking protein, isoforms A/B/D/L-like
Exons: 7
Coding region: 451-2070 (539 amino acids)
Biological process (GO): regulation of transcription by RNA polymerase II
Cellular component (GO): nucleus
Molecular function (GO): protein binding
Source: RefSeq, a predicted model, not a curated record